AGAGGAGGGGGAAAAAAAAGGAAAACAAAGACGUAGAAGAAGAAUAAAACUUAUCUUUGCCUCAAUUUGGAACCUCAGUUACAUUGUAUAGAUCUUUACAUUAUGGGUUAUUACAAGCCCCUUUGGCUGUUCUUCUUCUUCGUCUUCUUUUCGGCAUGUGUCUCGACGAACUUCUCCCAGGCCAUAGAGCUCGGUGGAUCGAAUACGGCAUGCUUGCAGAAACUGCUUCCAUGCAAGAAUUAUGUGAAGUCGCCUUCCCCGCCGUCCUCCUGCUGUGAUCCUCUUAAGAGUAUGAUAUCGACCGAUACCCAGUGCCUCUGCAAAGUCUUCAACGACCCCGAAUCCCUGAAGAGCCUCAGCAUCACCCAGGACGAUGCUCUCGGUCUCGCCAAGUCCUGCGGUGCCAAUCCUGAUGUGUCGGUCUGCAAGAGUGCAGAAAAAUCAGGAUCGGCGAAUGCUACUUCAUCAACAUCUACCAACACAACAACGAGCUCCCCCACCAAGAGUGAAGCUUCUGCUAUAUCUUCCCCUGGCAGAAUAAUAUCCUCACUCUCCAUUGCUUUCUCGGUUGCUUCCUAUGCAAUUUUCUCCUCUCACUAGAUAUGGUAUAGUAAGAGUCCAGGUAUCUGGUUCGAUACAGAAUACACCGACCUACAUAUAAGUAAGUUGAAGGACAUCGACAGAUGUUGUAGCGCAUUACUCGACUUCUUUAAUUCAGAUGGUCCAGAAACUAGACAAGUUCCGGCAAUGGGUUUCGCUUUAUGUUAAAAUGCCGGAUGACUGUCUACUAUACUGCUCAUGCAUACGGAUAACGAAGAUUUAAUCAACUCGUACCCUUUUGUUUCCUCUCAGUUUUCUGUAUUUUUCUUUUGGCAAUGGAAUUUUAGAGAGUGCAAUAUUGAGCUUUUAUUAGAUUUCUCA
Punica granatum (pomegranate) is the source of this 921-nucleotide messenger RNA. NCBI's taxonomy places the organism in Eukaryota, Viridiplantae, Streptophyta, Magnoliopsida, Myrtales, Lythraceae. The record is from RefSeq and is a predicted model, not a curated record.